This is a messenger RNA of Centruroides sculpturatus (bark scorpion), 2892 nucleotides long. RefSeq names its product negative elongation factor A-like (gene Nelf-A). The record is from RefSeq and is a predicted model, not a curated record. Gene Ontology annotation, biological process: negative regulation of transcription elongation by RNA polymerase II. NCBI's taxonomy places the organism in Eukaryota, Metazoa, Arthropoda, Arachnida, Scorpiones, Buthidae. Bases 67 to 1758 code for a protein of 563 amino acids. Gene Ontology annotation, cellular component: NELF complex. The transcript has 11 exons.
UAAAAUUCACUUCAAUUAUUGAAAAAUUCCUCUUUCCUGUUCCAUCAUUUCCGGUCUUCUUCCAAUAUGGCGCCUUCUGGUUUACUGUUUUCCAAGAUGGCGCACGUUAAGGACAGCGACACAUCUUUGUGGUUACAUAAUAAGCUUGGAACGAGUAAUGAUUUAUGGUUAGGUGGUUCUAUUUGUUCACAAUUAAGCCAAGAUGUGCUGAGAAAUAUACGCGAAUGUUUUAUAGAAUUACAGUCUCAGGUUAAGUUAAAAUUAUUGUUGUCAUUUUUACACAUUCCGAGACGUAACGUCGAUGAGUGGAAAGUAGAGUUGGAAGAAAUCUUAGAAGUUGCAUUAGUUGAUAGUGAUCAAUGGGUAUCCAUGUUAGCAGAGUUAUUAAAAUCUUAUCCAAGUACUGGUACUUUAAAUUUCCAAAUCGAAGAAAAUAUUACUGUAUUUACUGAAUUAAUAGGAGAGUUGAAAAAAUUAGUACGGAAACACAGUGAUCAGAGUAUUUUGCCAUUGGAGUGUUUAUAUCUGAAUAGAAAUGCCUUCAAUGCAUUAGUUGGACAACAACCACAACCAGUAAAACAUUUUGCACUAAAGAGAAAACCAAAAUCUGCUGCAUUAAGAGCUGAAUUAUUACAAAAAUCAAGUGAUGCUGCAGCUAAUAUAAAGAAAACCAUAACAACAACAUCUGUUCCAAUAAGAUGUAGAGGACUUAUGAAAAAUUUUGAUAGUUCAUCACCUCUAAAGGGCAUUUCCAAUAGAAUUUCUACCGGUAGUCUUAAAUCUCCUUUACCUGGUGGAAACAGAUUGACAAGUACACCAUCUCAAGCUAGAUCUUUAUCCAGACCUCAACCAAGUAGAAAAGAUGGUGGUAUAAAGUUAUUAGAUAUUACCGAACAACCUAUUGGAUAUGGAAGGGAAGCUAAAAGAAGAAAGAAACAUUCUGAAAUUGAAACACCUGAUUCUAAGAAAGAUAAAGAAGUAUCCGCACCUUCACCAGUUACAACUACUACCACCACCACAACUCUUACCACUCCAGAUUAUGCUGUUGGAUUAGUUACUUCAACUCAGUUACAAAGUUCUGCUAUAUCAGUUGUACCUAAUACAGCUAAAACAACUGCUUAUGUUCCUACAAUAUCCACUAAUCCUCUUCCAUCAUCUAUUGGAACAUCAGUCACUUUACCAGUUACAGUACUUUCAACAACUCAGGCUCGAGAUAACUUUCAGCAGACAUUGGUACAAAAUAUUACCACUCCAUCACAGAGUACGGGAACAUUUACUGCUGUAAUUACUAAAGAACAACAGCAGCCAUCUUUGGGUAUUCAGACAACAAUUGGGACUCUUGCAUCAAUAGGAGGUACUACAAUACAGCAAAUUCAACCACAACAAACUGUGCAACCUCAAGUUCAACAAACAAUUAUCACUCAAAAUCAAAUUGUGCAGCCUAAAACUCAGCAGCAACCACAAAAAAAGAAUCUUUCAUUAUCAAGGGAACAAAUGUUUGAAGCCCAAGAAAUGUUCAGAAAUACAAAUAGAGUUACAAGACCAGAAAAGGCUUUAAUUCUAGGAUUUAUGGCUGGUUCAAGAGAAAAUCCUUGCCCUCAUUUGGGAAGUAUUGUGACUAUUAAAUUAAGUGAGAAUGAAGAAACUGUUGUGCAACCUGAUGGCACUACUCAAACUUUGAUUGUGGAAACACAUUUUCAGAUGAACUAUAGCACAGGUGAAUGGAAGAGAGUGAAGAAAUACAGAAAGCAAGAAUAAAUAUUGUGCCAUAUCUUCAUUUGUUGAGACUAUGCCAUGAUCAUCAAUCAAAUGUGAUAAUUUUUUGGACUAUUUUCUGUGGAUCAUCUGCUAAUAUAGGAGAAUUAUCAUGUUUUUCUUUUAUAAUUGUUAUUAGAUACAGUAAGUCAUUUCAAGAAAAAAUAUCUUUGAUACCAUUGGUGUUUACUUAGUAAACAACAUAUUUUCCUAGAUGAUUUUCUCACCUUUUCAUCAUUUGUUAACUUUUUCUCGUGAUUUUUCCUUAUAAAAAUGAAUAUUUUAAUUGUUUUAAAACAUUCAUCUUUUAUUUUCUUUGUUAUCUUUCACUCUCUUAAACAUAAUACAUUUGGUAGCUCUUGUAAAUUUUUUACCAAAACGAUAAAGAAAAAUUAGAAAAUAGUAAAAAAAGUGUUACAUAUAAAAUUAAAUAUUUAUAAUUGAAAUUUUACAUAUUUGUUAAUUGAACGUUAAUAUGAAUUUAAUUUAAUAAUAUAGUUUUUGAAAGAACAAAAAGAAAAUCAAAUUACAUAUAGAAUAUUAUUACUUGAUAUGGCUGUAUUCUGCCAUAUGAUUAUAAGUUAUUCAUUUUAAUUAUUUGUUUGUUUUUCAUAUCAUAUACAAAUAUAUUUGAAAACUGUGUUCCUAUUAUUAAAAAAGAAUAUAUGGUUUAAAUAACUGUUAUUUGUUGCAAAAUCUUUGACAGAAUCUUUUAAACAAACAACAAUUAUCUUUUGAAAAAUAAUAACACAAAAGUUUUAUUUUUGACACAAAAAUAAAAUUUGAAACAUGGCUUCCAUCAAAUUUUUAUUAUUUGAAUAUUUUAUUACUUGUGAACAAAAGGUAAUUUAUAAAGAAAAAAUACAUAUUUCAAAUCUUCCGAUUUGUUUCCACUUUAGAUAGAAUAAUGCAAACUUGAAAAAAUAUGUAUAUUUAAUAAUUGUAGUAUGUUUUGGUGAAAUUCAAUUUUGUAUGUGAUUUGAUUUCUCUGUGAAAAAUAAGUACAAAUAAAUGGCCCAAUUUUUGAAAUUUUGGGUCAGCUUGCAAAUUACAAUGACAGAAAAGAGUGCAAAUAUGCAAGUAUGUAAAUAUAUAUGCAAAAUAAUUCACAACCAUUGUUACUAUUUUUGAAAAAAA